Messenger RNA from Cyprinodon variegatus (sheepshead minnow), 2565 nucleotides. RefSeq names its product choline/ethanolamine phosphotransferase 1 (gene cept1b). Gene Ontology annotation, molecular function: diacylglycerol cholinephosphotransferase activity; ethanolaminephosphotransferase activity. NCBI's taxonomy places the organism in Eukaryota, Metazoa, Chordata, Actinopteri, Cyprinodontiformes, Cyprinodontidae. Gene Ontology annotation, cellular component: endoplasmic reticulum membrane; Golgi apparatus. The transcript has 10 exons. Gene Ontology annotation, biological process: phosphatidylethanolamine biosynthetic process. Bases 301 to 1569 code for a protein of 422 amino acids. The record is from RefSeq and is a predicted model, not a curated record.
ACUGAGUCAAGUAGGUGCUGGAACACCGGGUCGUAGUCAUUUCCCUACAGCCGCUGCCGCUGCUCUGGUUUCUCUAAAUCAUAAACGACAAAUAAAAGCGGACACUAAAAGAAAAGCGUUGCUGUCGGAACAAAGCUCCAUAUCUGACCCUCGGACUAUCCGUGGCUUUCGUCCUUUUAUCGGCAGGAAAAUUUUGGUUGAUUCUCCUCAGUGUUUAUCCAGCCAUAUUGUGGAUCUUUAGCUCUCCAGGAAGGACAGUGGCAGAGGCAGAGCCUUCAGGGAUCAGACCUUCAGAGCUCCAUGAGCACAACGGGGCAGCAGCAAGGAGGGGGGCUGCGUUCUCGCCGGGACAAGGACGUGGGGCACGGCAUGGGCAUGGAGGCAUCGUGCUGGCUUUCUCCUGGUGCACUGCGAAGACUCAUCGAACUUCCAUCUCCUCCUCUGUCUCGGCACCAGCUGAAGAGACUGGAGGAGCAUAGGUACAGCAGUGCUGGCCGCUCGCUACUGGAGCCUCUGAUGCAGCGGUACUGGGAAUGGUUGGUUGGACAGGUCCCCUCCUGGAUUGCCCCCAACCUCAUCACCAUCAUUGGCCUCGCCACCAAUGUCUUCACCACCCUGGUGCUUGUCUACUACUGCCCAACUGCCACUGAGCAGGCUCCUCUCUGGGCGUACCUAUUGUGUGCAGUGGGUCUUUUUAUCUACCAGUCAUUGGACGCCAUUGAUGGAAAACAGGCCAGACGCACCAAUAGUAGCUCUCCCCUGGGCGAGCUGUUUGACCACGGCUGUGACUCCCUCUCUACAGUGUUUGUCGUACUGGGAACCAGUAUAGCAGUGCAGCUGGGCACCAACCCAGACUGGAUGUUCUUCUGCUGCUUCGCUGGGAUGUUUAUGUUCUACUGCGCCCACUGGCAGACAUACGUGUCAGGAACGCUGCGCUUUGGCAUCAUUGAUGUGACUGAGGUGCAAAUCUUCAUUAUAAUCAUGUAUUUGCUGGCCGCCGUGGGAGGAUCUGCUUUUUGGCAGUCACUGAUUCCUGUCCUAAAUAUCCAGAUGAAAAUGAUUCCAGCCAUCUGCACUUUACUAGGAGCCGUCUUCUCCUGCACAAAUUACUUCAGAGUUAUUUUUACUGGAGGUGUUGGUAAAAAUGGAUCCACAAUAGCUGGAACCAGCGUCCUCUCUCCUGUCCUACAUAUUGGUUCAGUUAUAGUUCUGGCGAUGAUGAUAUACAAAAAGUCUGCAGUCCAGCUUUUCGAGAAACACCCAUGUCUUUAUAUCUUGGCAUUUGGCUUUGUGUCGGCCAAAAUCACAAACAAAUUAGUAGUAGCACAUAUGACAAAAAGUGAGAUGCAUCUCCAUGACUUAGCCUUUCUGGGACCGGGAUUACUGUUUCUCGAUCAGUAUUUCAAUAGUUUUAUCGAUGAGUACCUGGUACUCUGGAUUGCACUGAUCAUUUCCUUCUUUGACCUGGUGCGCUACUGUGUCAGUGUUUGCAACCAGAUUGCCUGCCAUCUUCGCAUUUUUGUCUUCAAAAUCAAGCCUUGCUCGAUCCCCAGUUCAGCUAAUCACUGAGGGCACGCCGGCCAUUACUGACUCUGUUCCUUCCACUUAGUCACACUCAUCUUCUCCUCCCUCCGUUUUCCUCCUACAGAGGCAGGAGUCGACGUGGUUUAAAGUAUGUGCUUCUGCCAACUGAGUGUGAGGACAAAAUAAUAUAUGUUAAGAUACUGGAAUAUUACUGUCACUUGUUUCUUUUGCAGAAUUGAAUUUCUGGCAAAUUGAUGGUUACAGAGGGCAAAUGUUUCAGAAGAGUACAGGUGCUACUCAGUGUCCAAUGAGCGAAACUUACAUGUGUUUUAACUGUAUAAGUUCAACAAAACAUUUAAGGAAUGAAUCAAGGUUUUUUGCUUUUCAUGAUAAGGAUUUUUGUAAUAUCUGCCUAACUUUAACUUUUGCUAUUGUAAAUAGGAAAGCGUUACAGCGUCUGUGCUUCUCUUAAGUUAAAACUUCUGCUCCGACACAUUCUUCAUAUAAGAGUUUUGUUUUUUAAAGCGACUUCAUCUUCUGCACAUGAAUCAAAACUGUGCUGCUAUUUUGAAUCAGCAAAAUAUGUUUGUGGAGGAAACAGCAGCAGCUUUAUUCUAUAUCUUAGUAGUUUUGGGGUUUUUUGUACUGCAAAAAUAUUCACUGCCAGUCCUUUCUUAGUUAAACUUGACUUUUCUUGUUACUUUUAUACACUUUAAGGUUGGUUAUCUUUACAUUUAUGGUUCAAUUUUGGAGAGAGUGGGGUUACAAAAAUUAUUUUCACAAAGUUUGAAAACCAUGGGGGAGGUUUUUAUUUCUUCUGCUGAAAAAAAAACUGUUGAGUUGAAGGUCUUUUUAGUGGCAUUUGUAGUUCUGGCAGAACGGAUGAGGGGCUUGACAGAAUAUUAGUGGCCUUUUAAUCUCAACAACAAACUAGUGCGAAUCAUUUUGGACAUUUUGAGCUGUUGAUAACCAAAUCAGAAAUGGAACAAAUCCUGUUUGGGUUUAGUUUACUGUCACUUUCCUCCCACAAGAAAAAAAAAA